AUGACAUCACCGUUUCCUAAUAACGCCGCUGCCACCGCUUUCCGCUCCCUCCUCGAUUUCGGUAACUCACUCCUCUCCGAGCUCCUGCGUUUCCGCGCCAACCUACCACGAGACUUCCUCCGUUCCAUCACACUCCCUGCACCACCACCUCCAUCGACAUCCACCCAGCUCAAUCCCACGCAAAUCACCUCGCCGUCUCCCGAUCUCCCCUUCCCCCUAUGGGACUUCGAGUACCUGCGCGCGCCGGACGACCGCGAGCGCGAGCUGCGCGAGCGGCCGGACGAGUGGAGUGCGGAGCGCGCGUGGUGGACGGCGCACGGCGAGCAGCUGGUGGGGUUCGUGCUGCUGCUGACGGCCGCGCUGAAGCUGUACCGCGCGCUCAGGCAGACGAUCGAAGGGCUGCGGCGUGGCUUGUUCCUGGGGAGCUCGCUGGAAGGCGUGGUGGGGGGAGAUGAGGGGGACGAGAUGCAGUCGCUGCUGCUGCAGGUGCUUCACACUCACGCACUUCUGCUUCUCUUCCUCCACCAUCUCUUUCCUAAUCAAUCACGUGAGCGCCUGCUCAUCGCUGCGUACCGUCACUGGUGCCGAACCUCCGGGCCAGGCUCGGGGGAAGCCCUGGGUGAGAUCUUGACUCGCGACUUCGACGACCUAUGCCAGCUGUGCCGAACCACAGGAGCAGGUCCGGGAGAACCGGAGGUUCAUAAGGGGACUGCAGGAGGACAGGCAACGGGCAAGAAGCUGGGGAACAAAGCGGAUGAUGGCAGCAGCAGUGCCAGCAAUGAUAUCGACGCCUUCCUGUGGUCUCCAUUCCCAAGAGAGUGUUUCGACAUCGAAAAGCUGGGGCUUGUUUCAGGCUUGGACCCAGGUUCGGGCUCAGGCCUGGGAUCAGGUUUGGGGUCAGAGGGCUCUGGUCUGGGCAUUGGAGGGGCGGAGACAGCAGCGUUUCUGUCGCUGCCGUGUGUGAUAGCGCCCACGGAUACCUCUAGCCUGGAGCAGCUCUUCUCCCGCUUUGCCCCCCCGCCUGACGUCACAUGGAUGGCCAUCCAGGCCCUGCUCAGGAAACAAGCUGCUGCCGUCGACUCCUCGCCUGCUUCUUCCUCCACUUUCAAUCUAGCCUCUUCGGUUCUCUCGUCCUCAUCCUCGUCUGCUGUGCAUACUUCCACGUUCUCCUCCUCCUUUCCAACUCAAGCCCCCUCACAGGCAGGAGCAGCAGGAGCGGGGACACCCCAUGACACUCUCUCCGCAGUGGCAGCAGUCACAGCCUCGCUCCCCUCCACGUCGUCGCUCAUCCUGCUGCUCUUCUUCCACCCCUCCUCGCUCCGCUCCGACCUGCCCUUAAUGCACGAGCUCGUCCACCGCAGGUUGCUCGCCCUGGCCCCCUCCUCCCCUUCGUCUUCCUCCUCUGCACCGUUUGCUGCCUCUGCUGCUGCCGCUGCUGGUGGCGGCUGGAGCCUCUGGAAGCAAUGGGCGCCGCCGCAGCAGCAGCAGGGAGGAAGCAGAGGCGACGAUGGUGGAGGAGGAGGGGCAGGUGGCGCAGGUGUGGUAGCAGCAGCAGGAGGUGGAAGAAGUGUUGAUGACCCAGCUGCAGGAGGAGCAGGAGCAGCAGCAGGGGCAGCAGCAGUGGGCGGGUUGACAUGGGUGGUGCCCAUAUUCCUCGGCUUCUCUCUGGAUCUCUCCAUAGCCUGGCAGCACUUCCCUGCCGCCCACUUAGCCCUCACCCUGCACCUCUCCCCAACCUCCGCCCUGCACGUGGCUCAAGCGCUGGUGCAGGUGCUGCCAGGGGUGCAGCAGGCAGUGGGCAGGGCCAUGGGUCGGCUGAAGCAGCAGGGCGCGGCAGGAUGGGAGGAAGAGCUGUGGGGUGGUAAGCAUGUGGGCGGUGGGGUCGCUCGUGGUAGUGCUGCUGGCUCUGCUGCUAGUGAUGAAAGCAGCAAUACCAGCACCAGCACGAUUAACACCACUGGUACCAGCAGCAGCAGCAGUAGUACAGAUUCAAAGUCUAAUUCCUCCUCUUCGCUCUGCUCCGUGCCUGGCCUGGCAGUGCUACGCAGUGCACGGGAGAUCCUCUCUCUCAUCCGCCACACAGCCGCACUCCUCAGGUGGCUGCUGCAGCACCGCGCCUCUCUCGCGCUGCACCUCUCUCUGCCUAUCAUCCUCACCACCCACCGCCUUGCCCGCUCAGCCCAACUCCACGCACACGCCCGUGCUCGCACUGCUGUUGCCGCUGGCCUGUCAUCCCCUGGCUGGUCGGAAGCAAGCCAGGUGCCUGCUGAAGUAGCUGCGGGCUUCCUGUUGCCGGAAGUAACAGGUGGAGUGGCUGUGGGCUCGGUACAGCAAGGCAGAUCUGACAGCAGCGGAAACAGCAGCAGGAGCAGCUGGUUUGGUGGUUGGAGCAAACGAGCUCCUGCAGCACCAGCCUCCUCCUCCACCACCAUUGUCCCUCAUCCUCCUCCCAUCCCCCCUCCCUCGGACCACGAUCCGCUCUUCACUCUCCUCCUUUCGUUCGCUGAGCUCCAAUCAGAGGCCGCCACGUGUCUCUCCGCUAUCAUUGCCCGCAGAGAGGACAGCUGGCACCGCCUGAGGCAGGCGGCGUGCAAACGUCUGGACGGCCUGGCUCGGCUGUUUGUGGGCGAGCAGGGUGUGGAGGGAGGGGAAAGAGGCGCAGCGGAUGGUGCGGACAGAGGGGGAGUUGGGACUGGGAGCAGAGGAGGGGAUAGGCGAGGGGUGGGAGAUGGGGGGGAGGCGAUGGCAGGAAUGGGGUGGAAGGAUGGGGCGGAUGGGAGCAUUGGAGAGUGGUUCCAGCGACUGUCAUGGCAGGUGAGCCGGCACAUGAGGGGGCAGGGCAGGUUGGGACAGGUGUCACACUGGCAGCACCCAGACGCCCCUUCAACGCCCGCCAGCCUUCAGCAGCUCUCCCUUGCUCUCGCAGACGCUGCCUCACUCCACCACAUUCAGUCGCAUCCCCUCGCCGGCCAAUCGCUGCACGCCACCUGUCGCCUGCUCCAGGACAUGGCUCUCGUGCAGGCCAUUCGUUCUGACCACCUCGCAGCGCUCUCUGCUGCUGCCGAGCCUGGAUUCCUCUGGGCGCUGCUGCCGAGCCUGCUGCCAUGGCUGCAGGCUCGGGUGAGGCUGCAGCCGGAGUUGGUGGCGGUGGUGCCGGCCAGUGUGCUCAGCCUCAUGCACGCAUGCACGCUCACCCUCCUCCCACCGCCCUCCCAUGCCCUCGCCACCCACUCCCUCAACACAGACAGCACAGCAGGAAAGGGGGUAGCGAGCACGCAGGGCAGGCAAGGGGGGCUGGGUGAGAGGGCAGAGGGGCAGGGUGGGGAGAGCAAGGCACUGGUUGCCGCGCGGGUGCAUGGGCAGGCGGCGUUCCGGCAGGCCAUGGGUCGAGCACGGGCUGCUGUGACGGGAUUCUCCGCGGGCGUGGCUGCGUUUGAGGCCAAGGGGCUGCCCCCUGGUGGGACGAGGAGCAGGGACGAGUGGGCAGGGGGGGCGUGCCAUGCCAUGGUGGUGGCGCUGCGACUCAUGCUCCGGCGACACACAGCCUCUAUUCUGCAAGCUGGCUUCUCUCAGGCGCUUACAGCCCUGCACGGCGCAGGGCCGAGGCGGCAGGCGGAGGAGGGGAAGGCCGACGGGGGCAAGGGCAGUGGCUGGGCGGGGCUGUGGUCCUGGGGGGGUAAGGGAGGGGGUGUGGAUGGGGAGGGCGGUGAGGGGACGGGGGUGAGGGAGGAGGGGGGAGGUGGUGGGGAAAAGAGGAGAAGGGAGGGGUUUGAGAGGCGGGUGGUGCAGAUGGAGAGGGAGCUGGGUGCGUGGGAGUACUGCACGUGCCUGUUUGAGGAUGUGCUUGUAAUGAGCACUGGAGGGAGUGGAAGGUGGAGUGGGAUUAAGGGAGGGGAUGCGGGUGUGGUGCGUGGAGCAGGAGGUAGAGGGGGGGGUUUGGAACCAGUGUUGUCGCCUUCCUCUCCCUCACUCCUGUGGCGCACUGCCGUGCAGCCUCUGCUGCUGCAGGCCCUGCAACAAGCUUGUGGAGAGACGGAGAGAAGAGACACCAGCAGACACAGGUCACACCCUUCCACUUCUCCCAACAGCGGAACCUUCUUGGAAUCUGCAGUGUCGUCACUGCUGGUCCUCUCGCACCCCUCCCACGCCAUGUUCCUCUCCCCCCUGGCUGCGUGGUUCUUCCCCUCGGGCCUGCCCUCCCUCUCCCUCCCCCUCAUCCUCCGCCUCGCCGCCUGCCUCUCUGCCUCUGGCCGCAUUCCCAGCACCCCUCCCAGCAACCCUCCUGCUGCUGCCUCUAGCACCACCCAUACAGCCUCUGCUUCUCCCCAUGCAACCUUAGCGGGCGGCAUUGCCAGUCUGAUGGCCGGUAGCAGCAGGGAAGAUGCAGCAGCAGCAGGGGAAGAGGGGCUAGGCGGGGCGCGAACAGCAGAGGGGCUUGUGGCUUUGGACUGGGCGCUGAGAAGAGCAGAGGAGGAGCGAGUGAGGCGGGCUGUGCAGGUGGUGGGUGUUAUGGCGAGGGAGAGGAGGCAGGUGCUGCUGCUUCUGGUGGAAGAGCUGCGAGAAGGGGGUGGGCAGCAGGGUGAGCAGGGAGAGGAGGUGGGGGAAGGAGAGCAGCAGCGGCAUGUGCGGAAAACCAAGGUGGCAGGAUCAGGAGGGGGAGGAGGUGGGGGUGAGGCAGCAAUAGCAGUGUCAGUGGGAAGGGCAGCCACGUCAGCGGUUGCCAUGGGGCGGCAUGUGUUGGUAGCAUAUGGGCGAGCGGAGCAUGGGAUUGCCCAACCAGUGGCUCGGGGAGAGGCGUGUGACAUGGGGGGAGGAGAGUUGAGGACCGGCAGCACAGCAGUCAGGGGCGGGGUGGGAGGUGCAGGAAAGGCUGGUGCUUUGAAGGCGGGGCGAGCAGCAGGCGAACCUGGGCCUGUGGGAGGCAGGGCGGCUGCUGCUGCUGCUUCCUCAGCAAGGCGAAUCCCUCCCUCGGCAAAGGGAGGCCCUUCAGAAAACCUCAUAGAAAACGAUGGAACGGUGACAGGUGUCGCAAGGGCACUGGCGGAGGUGGGUCAGGUGCGGCUGGUGAGGGAGCUGGUGCGCAUGGCUGCAUGCGCUGCCAUGGGGUGUGAAACCCCUGCUGCUGCCCGGUCCGUGGAGUGCCUGCUGGCCUCCCUGCACCCUCACACUGCUACUCACGCUCACACUGCUGCAGGGAAUGCUGAGGUUAGUGCUGCUACUGUAGUUACUAGCAGUGCUGCUGCGAGCACCAGUACCAGCAGCAGCAGCAGCAGCAGCGACUGUGCUCUGACAGUGCAGCUGCUCGUCCUCGUUUCCCUCUCCCACCUCCGCCUGCUCCUCCUCGACCCCUCCCUCGCUUGCCUCUCCCGCCGCACACGCAGUGCCAAUGCAUUCGAUGCCAGCUGUCUGGCGGCUGGCAUCUGCUGUCUUUUGUCGUCAUUGCCGAAUCCAAGGGAUAGGGUUGCGCUGUAUGCUCAGUGCAUGGAGGAUUAUGGGAAUGCUGAGGUGGUGGUAGCUGGGCUUGGGAGUGGUUUGGAGGAGAGCGAGGUGCAUGGGGCGGUCACGGGCGCGGGCAUUCUGUCGCAGCUCAACAUCGAGACGGGCAUCCCCAUCACGGAGACCGAGCCGCUGUUGCUCUUCUUCAUCGCCUUCACCGUGCUCGGCGCCAUCGGCGGGCUGGGCGACCGCGGGCGAUUCGUGGACGACGAGCCGGUGGGGCCGCCCGUGAAGCCCGGCAGCAUCAAGGCGGCGCUGGGGCUGAGCGAGAACGGGCCGCUGUUCGGAUUCACCAAGGCGAACGAGCUGUUCGUGGGGCGGCUGGCGCAAUUAGGGUUUGCGGCGAGCCUGAUCGGCGAGGUGAUCACGGGUAGGGGCGCGCUGGCGCAGCUCAACAUCGAGAUCGGCGUGCCUCACCCCAUGCAUGCUCAGCACCCUAUGUAUGCUCAGCACCCUAUGCAUACUCAGCACCCCAUGCAUACUUAG
Closterium sp. Naga37s-1 is the source of this 5982-nucleotide messenger RNA. The record is from the annotation of a GenBank genome assembly. Lineage: Eukaryota; Viridiplantae; Streptophyta; Zygnematophyceae; Desmidiales; Closteriaceae.